GGGGCGUGUCAUCGUGCGUUCAGCCGGAAGUAAAGACGUGAAACAGCAGCUGGUAACACUGUAGCACAGCGUGGACAUGGAGGACACACUGCUGUGGAUUGUGGGUGUGCUGUUACUCCUGUUCUGCAGUCUGGAUGUGUGGUAUUACUUGCGGGCAGUGGUUGUGCUGAUCCGGGCCUGGUUCCUCUCACCCGUAUUUGACAUCACAGCAGAGCAGACCGCUAGCGGACGAGUGGUUCUCCAUGAUGUUGACCUUUGCCACAUGAACAAUGCCCGCUACCUGCGCGAGUGUGACUUUGCCCGUUUCUCUCUGUACACCCGCAAUGGGGUGUUCAAGGCUUUAAGAGCUCUAGGGGCCACCAUGGUCGUUGGGGCAACUACCAUCCGCUAUAGACGGCCGCUGUGUGUAGGUGAGGCGUUUGAGAUUCGCAGUCGAAUCGUUACCUGGGACGAGAAGUCAUUUUACCUGGAGCAGAGGUUUGUAUCUUGUAAAGAUGGGAUGGUGUCGGCUGUUAUGUUCUGCAAACAGAAUGUCCUGCGCAGCAGUCCGGACAAGAUCCUCCAAUACCUGUGCAAGAGAAAGGUUGAAGUGCCAGAAUUUCCUGAAGACCUGCAGCACUGGAUCAAUUUCAUCUCCGCCAGCAGUAAAGCCCUCAGGGGGGAAGGUCAGCUCGAUGAUAAAAAGAGCGAAUGACGACUCGCUGCCUUAAAUGAACUCUCAAACACUGGUUUACAAAAACACAAGAACAUUCUGAUGCACAUACAUUAAUGUCUCAGGUGUUUGGACACUCUGAUGCAAAAUAAAACUGUGAUCUAAAAAUCUGAUUCAUGCUGCAUUAUGUAGUGUGCAUGCAUACUGUAAGACUGAGAAUAUGUAGAAACUAUUUUUUUAUUGUGUAUUACUGCCACUGACUGGACUGGAGUGUGAAGCAUUAAUAGA
Messenger RNA from Sinocyclocheilus grahami, 940 nucleotides. RefSeq names its product protein THEM6-like. The record is from RefSeq and is a predicted model, not a curated record. The transcript is spliced from 3 exons. The coding region runs from base 77 to 694 and encodes 205 amino acids. NCBI's taxonomy places the organism in Eukaryota, Metazoa, Chordata, Actinopteri, Cypriniformes, Cyprinidae.